GCUUAUCUUAGCUUAAGUUACCUUUAGGCGGUUCAAGGCGGCGAGAAAGGCUCGGAUGGGCGGCAAAUGUCCUGUUUCCAUAGUUCAACGCGUCAUACGUGUAUUAUACGGCAAAAAACCUACAAAAUGUAGCAUUAGUAUUAGCCGUGCCUAUGCUACAAAGUCACCGCUGCAGGUGGCAGCAGUCUGGUUGUCAUGGCAGCAUAAAGUGCCAUCAUGUUACCGUCAUAUAGAUACUCAUUUGUAUUAAUUUUCAUGUGUAGUAUUGUUGAGGGGGGAAAGUAUGUACCCUGUGUGAUUUGUACACUGUAUCGUCAAUAUAAUUAAUUCAAUAAGAACUACAAACAAAUUACUUUUAAAAAACCAAGAAUAGUACAGGUUGACUAGGAUAAAGGGCAAAGUCUAUAAAACAGUGGUGAGGCUGGCCAUGAUUAGAGACGGUGGCACUGAAGAAACAACAGGAAGCAGAACUUGAAGUAGCAGAAAUGAAGAUGUUGAACUUCUCGCUCGGAGUGAGCAGAUUGGAUAGGAUUACAAAUGAGCACAUUAGAAGGACAGCCAAAAUUGGAUGUUUUGGAGACAAGGUUCGAGAGAGCAGACUUCGAUUGUUUGGACAUGUCCAGAGGGGAGAGAGUGAGUAUAUUGUUCGAAGGGUGCUGAGGAUGGUGCUGCCAGGCAAAAGAGCGAGAGGAAGACCAAAGAAAAGGUUGAUGGAUGUUGUGAGGGAGGACAUGAAAACUGGGUGAUUAGUGAGGAAGAUGCACGAGAUAGGCUUAGAUGGAAAAAGAUGACACACAGUGGCGACCCCUGAUCGGGACAAGCCGAAAGGAAAAGAAGAAGAGUACAGGUUCCUCCUUCAGAAGUGGAAAGCCGCCGCUGUCUAUCACUAGGGAUGGGAAUGAGACAUGGAGCUGGACAAGGUGAGCAUAUGGCCGCGUAUGGAGCCUUUCCUCCUCGGUGCCCUUCAGGUGGCCCCAUCCUCUAAGCUCAGCCUGCACUACCUUCGUAAGAUGACCACCUACGUGCGCACCCGCGAUGGCUGCUUUCCUUCCUUGGCUUGGCCCAUGUGGAGGCACAUUGCAUGUGGGAAGCUGCAGCUUGCAGAAGAGCUGGCUUGGCUCUAUUUUGAAACCUUUGACCUCUUUACUAGCCACUCGCCCAGGGAUCGACUGGAACGGGCGGAAUGUAUUUCCCAGUGUUCUAGUAAAAGUGAGCUUGACCAGCAGAGGAAUAAGAUGUCCGUGGACACGCUUCAGUUCCUCCUCUUCCUCCACAUCCAACAGCUGAACCGUGUGUCUCUGCGCAACUCCCUCAUUGGGGAGGAGUGGCCCAGCCAUCGCACACGCUCUCCGUCUCCAUCGGAACGUGAGACCAAGACCAGCUCCCAGAACAAGAACUGGGAUGACCAGGCCCACCUGUCCUUUGUGCAGAACCACCUCGUGGAAAUUUUAGAGCUGCUGGUAGAGCCUGAUCAGCUCUCUGAGUCUGGAAUGGUCCCGCGUGACUGUCAGAUCUCGCUGGAGGCUGUGCGCAGCCUGGGCCUGCUCCUGGAGGGCUCAGUGCACGCUGGCAGUGCUGUUCAGCCCGUCCAUAAGUUGCUGAGUAAAGGUCCGCUCCAGACGCAUGCAGGCUACUCUGCAUUCAGCCAUUCUUUCCCUCUGUACCAGCUCAUCUCCUGUCUUCAACAUAAUCUCACCCUAAAUCCCUUUGGGAUAACAUCUUGCGUGCGCUCUGGGAAGAAGCUAGCUUGGGCCCAACAAGUGGAGGGGGCGAUGAAGCGUGCCAAGAUAGCCCGAAACACUCACAUAGCCCCAGCAGGUAGCAAGAUGGUGCUCAUGUCUCAGAUUUGCAAGCAGACCCUGGCCAAGACCUCUGACAAGAUGACAGGACCCAACAUUAGGAUCCAUCGAUGCUCUGACGCCUUCAUCUACCUCCUCUCGCCUCUCAGGUCGGUUAGUGUGGACAAGUGCAGAGAUUGCACGGUGGUACUCGGUCCAGUGGAGACCAGUGUGCAUGUGCACUGCUGCCAGAACGUGCGGCUGGCGUGCGUGGCAGGUAGGGUUGUGAUUGGGGCCUCGUCACACUGCACACUCCAUGCCAUGACGCCCACACGCCCUCUACUUCUGCCCGGAAAUGCUGACAUCACCAUUGGCCCCUUCCACACUUUCUACCCAUCCUUGGAGGACCACAUGGCCAGCGUGGGGCUGGCAGUGGUGCCCAACAUGUGGGACCAGCCCCUGCUACUUGGGACCGACCCCAUCAAGCCCUCUGUGAACCCAGAGUUGGCAUGCUACCGUUUGCUGCCCCCAGAGGAGUUUAACAUGCUGGUGGUGCCUUUCCACAUUAAGGGGGACACAUGCGAGGUACCGGGCGGGUUGCCGCCCCGCUAUCAGGCAGCCCUCGAGGACAAGCAGAAGAGGAUAGAAAGAUGGCAGAAGACUGUGAUGGAGGCCCAGCUGAACAGCCUCACAAGAGUCGCGGGAAUGCUGAAGUCUAUCCCCACUAUCUUUGGGCAGGAGGUGGGGUACACCCUGAACUGGGAGCAGAAGUCCAAGUUCCAGGAGCUGGUGGAGGCAAAGUUCCACGAGUGGCUCCUGGAGACAGGACAUCAACAGGAGCUGGACAGCUUGAUCCCGCGUCCCGCUACUUUGCUGCAGGUCUCCAGCAGCACCUCGGUGGACGAACCUUCGGCAAACAACAUCACAUACAUUACACGGGACGGAGCGGUGGGACAGUCACCUAUGGCUUGUUGAACUGUAGUCUUCCUCACACCUCAGUGCCAUUUAUUUUAAAUGAAGUAGAAGCAGUCAUGGACAUUCAUAGAAUUAAUAUUUAGGGAUGAAACUUGAACCAGGGCCCCUUUGUUUUUUGAAUGUCUUUAACGACUGGUAAAUUUUAUAGACUACUUGCUGUUCUGCAUUCAAACUGUUCAAAUGCAGUAAAUUCAGCUGUUUUGAUUACCUAUAUUAAGAUUCUAUGAAUUUGACUAAGACAAGCACGCAGUCAGUCAUGCACAGACUUCCACCUAACCCUAAAAUAAAAGUUAACUCACAAAUGGCCAGAAUAUAAACGAUUAAAAAACAAAUCUGAAAACUAGUAUGGCCUUUGGAAGACUUUACAAAAGUUAAUAUGGCUGAUAAAAAAAUGCUUUCAAUGUUUGAUGCAAUUGGAAUACCCACGCUGAAUUUUGUCAUUGCAAUUGUUCUGUUGAAUGAUCAUUUUUUUAGAACAAAAAUAACUUCCUGUAGUUAGUUGGGAUUUUCAUACUCUAUCAAUGAGAUCACUGGGUUGUAAUUUUUUGCAGGUCCUACUGACUGUGAUCAAUAUGAAAGUGCUGAUAUAAUCAACUGCCAACCAACAAACGUGCUUCAAAUAUACUAUAUUUUUCUAUCAGUUAGAAGUGCAAAUAACAUUGUCGUAUUAUUUCAUUCAUCAUGAGGGCCUCCUUGUUUGCACUUCAUACCUUCAAUUUGUUAACGUUAGAUUUCUUUGUAGAGUACAAAGUAGUUCAUGAAAGGAGGAAAAAAGCAAUUGCAUUGGAUACAGAUACUGUAAAAACAAUAAAUAAAUGAAAGCUUAUUUCACAGAUGUUUAUGCAACUUUUGUAUAAUUGUGUUUUCUCAAGAACAAAAAAUAAAGAU
Messenger RNA from Syngnathoides biaculeatus (alligator pipefish), 3641 nucleotides. It is a transcript of the gene tbccd1, whose product is annotated as TBCC domain containing 1. The transcript has 10 exons. Gene Ontology annotation, cellular component: spindle pole centrosome. Gene Ontology annotation, biological process: maintenance of centrosome location; maintenance of Golgi location. The coding region runs from base 906 to 2753 and encodes 615 amino acids. The record is from RefSeq and is a predicted model, not a curated record. Lineage: Eukaryota; Metazoa; Chordata; Actinopteri; Syngnathiformes; Syngnathidae.